AUGAGUGCUACGGAUCAUUCCAUCACUCAGCAAGAGAGACUGGCCAGCAGAGGCAUCAUUGAAAUGCCCAGUGGCAGGUUAAGAUUGCCUCCCGUUAUUAUCCAGUAUGCUGAUGGAACCACGCAGAAUCUCUUUCUAGAAGUUGGACAUCAGAACGGUGAACUGGCGGCUUAUUCCACCACCUUGUUAACUGACUUUUUACUUAGUCGCGGACAAAGAGCUUCUAUGAAUGGAUUUCCUGGUGUGAACGGCGCCAACGGUGUGAAUGGUGCCAGUCAAACUGGUGCAACGAGUUCAGGUACUGCUUCUGGUUCCAGUUUUACUUCUGUGGCUCCCAUCCCUAUUACAGCUACUACGCCUGUGCAUUCUAACCCUACAUCUACAUCUCAUCCUCGUGGGAUCAGAGGUAUUGAUUAUCCGGCGUUUGAUGUCUCCAGAGAAGGCAUUUAUGGGGAGGAAAGAAGAAAUCGAUCUGACUUCAUGAACGAGAUUAUGGGACCCAUUCAAAGGGCAUUAGAGUCAGCAGAUUCCGCCAAUACAGCCAACAAUGCCACCGCUACAGGCAACGAUGACCACUCGGAAACCUCCAGAAACAUUAUCCUCACAGUCAACUAUAUCUACGGCCAGUCUCCAAAUGCUGCUCCUAUUACUACCACUAAUAAUGGAAAUGCGGCCAACAACUCCGACGGGAUCACUGGCUCUCUUAUCUUGCAUGUGCCAAGUAUCAAUGAAAAUGACGAAGAGAAUCUUCAGGUCCUCGUACGCUUGGCUACUAUCAUUGCACUCAGAACAAUUUCUUCAUCCAUAAAGAAGGCUUCGGGUGUUCCGGACCAAGUUUUUGAAGAUUUCAAGCUUCCGCAGCUUUCAUGUAUAGAGAAAUCCGACAGGCAGUGCCCUAUUUGCUACGAGGAAUAUCAAAGCUCCCAGGAGGAAGAUAAGUUGAAUGACAAUGGUAAGAGACCUAUGUUGACAGAGAAUUCUCCUUCCAAGAAGAGGCAGAAAACGGUGACCGGUGUCAAGCAUACAAAAUCUACCGGUACGGAACCUGAUGCUGAGAGCAAGGAAAAGAGGCAAAAGUAUUCUCACGUUCCCGUGGAAAUGCCUUGCGGUCACUUGUUCGGAAGAACAUGCCUAUACGAGUGGCUAAAAACCAAUAAUAGUUGUCCACUCUGUAGAGAUAAGAUCAGGCAUACUAAGGGCAGUGAAUCUGGGUAUGCUACUACUGUGGUUUUGCCUAAUCUUGCUCAAGUGGUAAGUGAUAGCAGGGAGGUGAUUGAUGGAUUUAACUCGAGACAUCUGGCGUUUCUGCUUCCUGAUUCGAAUGGUAACAUUUCCGAGCCGAAUGGAUCUCCUGAUCAAGAAACGGCUCUGCCUGUAACCCUUCCAUUUAGGUUUCCUACAAUAGUGGCAUUACAUCCGGAGGCAAACGGAAGGGGCAUUUCGGCUGUUGCUGGUACUGCCGGUGCCCUUGGGGCUACUGGCGGUGUAAGCAUUACAGAUCCUGCAGUCAGACCCAAUCAAAGCGUCAUGGGGAUUGUCAGAAACUUGAUACAGAAUAUCAAUGAACGUCUACAUCAUCCAAUUAGAUUGAGUAAUGAUGCAGGUACCACGGCAGCCAUAAGCAAUGGCUUUUUGGAUCACAUGCCCAUAGUAAGAACAAUUAGACGCAAUCCACGUACUUUUCAAGCCCGCAGAAGUUCUUCUCAGUUACGUAGAAGGUUAGAUAGAAGCAGAGCUGCAGCUCAGUCUACUAGUGCUGCUCAUGAAUCUCUGUUUCCAAUGGGGGUAAUGAGUCGAAGAGUCGAGCACGGAGUCAUUACGUCCUCCAUCAAUAGCCGUUCGGCAGAGGAAAAUGACGAACAAGAGUCCGAAAACGGACCUCAGCAAGAUACCCUGAACCAAGAUGAUACCCAGUCGGCGGAACCACAUUCUCACUCUCAUACUGAUUAA
Messenger RNA from Brettanomyces nanus, 1950 nucleotides. RefSeq lists its product as uncharacterized. The transcript has a single exon. The record is from RefSeq and is a predicted model, not a curated record. Bases 1 to 1950 code for a protein of 649 amino acids. Gene Ontology annotation, cellular component: cytoplasm. Gene Ontology annotation, biological process: ubiquitin-dependent protein catabolic process. Gene Ontology annotation, molecular function: ubiquitin protein ligase activity. NCBI's taxonomy places the organism in Eukaryota, Fungi, Ascomycota, Pichiomycetes, Pichiales, Pichiaceae.